AGUUGGGAAAAAAAAAAUCAAAAUGGACGGAACGGAAUGGCCGCCGUAGGAUUCGUCUCGCGAAAACUGGAGCUCCUCCACCACCCCGAUCUCUCCCGAUGCCUCGCCGCCUUCCCCGCCCCUUCCGAGCUCAGGCGCGUCCAUGCGCUCGUAGUCACCUCCGGUCUCUCCUCCGAUGCCUUCACCGUCGCUCGGCUCCUCGCCAGCUGCGCUGUUCCUUCCUCCGGCGACCUCCACCAUGCCCGCGCCCUCUUUGCCAGUAUCGAACGCCCCACUCCCUUCAUGUACAACACCAUGUUCCGCGCGCUUUCCCGCAGUCCUCGCCCGGUUGAGUCCAUCCACCUCUACUCCCGCAUGCUUCGCUCUGGCAUCUGGCCGGACCGGCUCACCUUCCCCUUCCUGAUCCGUUCGUGCUCGGUGCUUGGGUCCAGGGGCCUUGGUCAGGGAGUCCACUGCCACGCGGUGAAGCACGGGCUCGACUCCGACGUGUUCGUCGUCAACAAUGCUAUCACCAUGUACUCGGAUUGGGGCGACAUGGUCUCCGCCCGGAAGCUGUUCGACGAGAAUGUUGACGUAGCGGAUGUUGUAUCGAGGACCGCACUGGUUACUGGGUACUCGAAUUGCCGGCAGUUGGAUUGCGCGCGGUGGUUGUUCGAUCAAAUGCCUGAAAGAAAUCCCAUUUCAUGGAAUGCUAUGGUUGCAGGGUAUGCAAAGGAAGGGAAUACCAUGGAAGCACUGCAGCUUUUUGACAAAAUGCCUGACAGAAAUCUGGCUUCAUGGAGCUCGAUUAUUUCAGGUUUUGCACAAUCAGGACGUUGCAAGGAGGCGUUGACAGUGUUCAGAGAAAUGGUCGUAAGGAAUGUCACCCCAAAUGAAUCAGCAUUGGUCAGCGCAGUGUCUGCUUGUGCACAGUUAAGGGAUUUGAAUCAAGGGGAGUGGCUACAUAAGUACAUCAUGGAGCAUAUGGUCGAGAUGAGCAUCAUCCUAGGCACAGCUUUGGUGGACAUGUAUGGCAAAUGCGGGAGCGUAACAAAGGCCAUUGCUGUCUUCAAUGUGAUGCCCGAGAAGAACGUGUAUACAUGGAACUCAUUGAUCGCUGGCCUGGCCAUGAAUGGCUCUGAAAUGCCAGCACUGGCUCUCUUCUGGAAGAUGCAGUUGACUGGUUUGGAGCCAAAUGCAAUAACCUUCAUUGGACUGCUGAGUGCCUGUAGCCACGCGGGGUUGAUCACUGAAGGCCAGCAAUUCUUCGAUACGAUGACUCGAGUUUACAGGAUUAGACCCCUUGAAGAGCACUAUGGUUGCAUGGUUGAUUUGCUCGGUAGGGCAGGGCUAUUCAAAGAAGCUCUUGAGUUUGUGGAGACUAUGCCGGUGGAACCCCAUCCAGGACUGUGGGGAGCCCUUGCUGGUGCCUGUAGGAUUCAUGGAAAUGUGGAAUUGGGCGAGAAAGUAGGGAAGCAGUUGAUUGAUUUGGAGCCGCAUCACGGUGGGAGAUAUGUCUUGUUGGCAAACUUAUAUGGUGCUGCAAGGAGAUGGGACGACAUGUCCAUGGUGAGGAAAUUGCUGAAACAGCGGAAGGCUGCAAAAUUCCCCGGGAAGAGCCAAGUUGAGCCAGUUCAAGCCAACUGAUCACUGGUCUCUUCCUUGAAGACAAAUCAGAGAUUCAUAUGUAAACUGAGAAAAUAUCUCUCAAAAUUUUGGUGUCAAUGUAGUUUUUAUCGGGUUUUCGCUGUAGAUAGUGUUAUAUUAUUCAGCAGCUGCUGCAGGCCCCUUAGAGCUUUACUUUGAAUAAUUGGAAGUGAAUUUACUUUCCACCAGCAUGAAAGCUAAAAAAUUGUAAAUGGUGACCAUCUUUUCUUUGGUUCGUCAUUUUCGCAUUUGAAGAAUCAGAUAAUUGUGAUAAUCAUUUCAGAAAUUCAAGUGCAAGUUUCUCAGUGAUUGAAAUAAGAUGAACUUGCUUGA
Messenger RNA from Zingiber officinale, 1959 nucleotides. RefSeq names its product pentatricopeptide repeat-containing protein At5g66520-like. Gene Ontology annotation, biological process: RNA modification. The transcript has a single exon. Bases 37 to 1626 code for a protein of 529 amino acids. Lineage: Eukaryota; Viridiplantae; Streptophyta; Magnoliopsida; Zingiberales; Zingiberaceae. Gene Ontology annotation, molecular function: protein binding; RNA binding. The record is from RefSeq and is a predicted model, not a curated record.